CACGUUUUUGCAAUUCAAAGCUCAGGAGCGCUCUUAGGAUUUGUACAUCGGGACCAGAGAGGAGAUCUUCAACGCUUCACUUCGGUUCAGCCAAGCUGCAACAAACUCUCACCAGCUUGCAUGAAUGUGUCCACUAAGGCGUGCUUAAGGUGCAUAAGACGCUCGCGCUCAAGAUCUGGUUUUACGCACGGCACCGGCGCAGCUGAGAAUCACUUUUUCAAACAAAACUAAGAAAGACUUUCCAAGUUUCACGCGUAAUCAGGCACCGCUCAGUUUUGCGCAUGAAUCUCCUCGACCCCUACCUGAAGAUGACGGAGGAACAAGACAAAUGUCUCUCUGACGCCCCGAGCCCGAGCAUGUCCGAGGACUCAGCGGGGUCCCCCUGCCCAUCCGGUUCGGGAUCUGACGCGGAGAACACUCGGCCGUCGGAGAACGCGCUGCGCCACGCAGACGGGGCGCUGCUGGGCGACUUCAAGAAGGACGAGGACGACAAGUUCCCGGCGUGCAUCCGCGAGGCCGUGUCCCAGGUGCUCAAGGGCUACGACUGGACCCUCGUGCCGAUGCCGGUGCGCGUGAACGGAUCUACGAAGAACAAGCCGCACGUGAAGAGGCCGAUGAACGCUUUCAUGGUGUGGGCUCAGGCGGCGCGGCGGAAGCUGGCGGACCAGUACCCACACCUCCACAACGCGGAGCUCAGCAAAACUUUGGGCAAACUAUGGAGACUUCUCAAUGAAGGAGAGAAGCGGCCUUUUGUGGAAGAGGCCGAAAGGCUCCGGGUGCAGCACAAGAAGGACCAUCCUGACUACAAGUACCAGCCCCGGCGGAGGAAGUCGGUAAAGAAUGGCCAGAGCGAGUCAGAAGACGGCAGCGAGCAGACACACAUCUCCACCAACGCCAUCUUCAAAGCCCUCCAGCAGGCGGACUCCCCUGCCUCCAGCAUGGGCGAGGUGCACUCUCCUGCUGAGCACUCAGGCUCACAGGGCCCCCCUACCCCUCCUACCACCCCGAAGAAUGACGCUAGCUCAGGUAAGAUGGACCUGAAGCGUGAGGUGGGCCUCCGCGCUCUGCCUGACGGCAACGUCGGGCGGCAGCUCAACAUCGAUUUCCGCGACGUGGACAUCAGUGAGCUGAGCAGCGACGUCAUCUCCCACAUCGAGACGUUCGACGUCAACGAGUUUGACCAGUACCUCCCGCCCAAUGGCCACCCGGGGCCUGCCGGCGUCGCCCCCGUCACCUACACCGGCAGCUACAGCAUCAGCAGCGGGGCCCCGCUCAGUCCGCAGGCAGGAGGAGGGGCGGCCUGGAUGCCUAAAAGCCAGAACCAGCAGGGACAGCAGCCGCAGAUCACCCUGACCACGCUGGGGGGCGGCGGAGGCUCCGAGGCCCCCCAGGCGCAGCACAGGACCCAGAUCAAGACGGAGCAGCUGAGCCCGAGCCACUACAGCGAGCAGCAGGGCUCCCCACAGCACAUCCCCUACAGCCCCUUCAGCCUGCAGCACUACAGCCCCUCCUCCUCCUCCUACCCGGCCAUCUCCAGGGUGCAGCAGUACGAGUACCCCGACCACCAGGGGGGAGGGAGCUCUUACUACAGCCAUGCUGGGGCGGGUCAGGGCUCGGGCCUGUACUCGACUUUCAGCUACAUGAGCAGCCCCAGCCAGAGGCCCAUGUACACGCCCAUAGCGGACAACGCGGGGGUGCCGUCUAUCCCGCAGGGAAGCCCACAGCACUGGGAGCAGGCUCCGGUUUAUACCCAGCUCUCUCGGCCCUGAGAUAAAACAGACUGAGACGGGACAUGAAAGCACACAUCUAACACAAACGUACACGCAUAAUUAAACACUUUAUUCAGGGGGGGAGGGGGUUCCCCUUUCCCCUGGAUCACACACUUGAAUUCAAAGAAGAGGAGCGCUGGACUUUAAGGUUGGCUGACAUAGUGCCUUGCUUAUUUUAUCACCAUAGAAACAUAAAUAUAUAUAUAUAUAUAUAUUUUUAGACGGAAGAAAAGACUUUAGAUAAUCCUCUGUGAGGAUUUAUUAAUUGUUAAUAUUUCUGUAGGUACUGUAUAUGUUUUCAUUAUUAAUGCUGGCAGUUUUUUUUUUAGCCCAAAGGGAAGUUUGGGGAGGUUGAGGUCAUGCCGCAGGGAUGUUUUUUCUUUAAGCAGCUCCGGUGAGAUUGGUCAGAUCUGACGGGAAGAUGGAUAGCAAGGUUUACAGUGAACCUGUUACAGCAGCGCUAAAAAAAAAAAAAAAAAUAAAAAAAAAAAAAAAAAAAACCCGCUCGUGUACGGUUCUUUUGCCAGCUGAUUCCUAUGUGCCAGCCAGCGAGUUUGGAUUGUAUUGCAACAUGAUUGUUGGGGUGUCUAUUAUGCAACACAAGAGAGAGACUUGCAAUCCCAAAGCUGUGUCAUCUUGAUGAGAGAGACUGCAGCCCCUUCCACCGUCCGUGCCUUGAUGUUCUUACUUUUUUACGUUUUCUCCCGAGCCCCUUGUGCGGCUUUCCGUCGUGGCCACAGCUGAGAUUACAAUUACUGCCCCAUGGCAUGUGUUUGACAGCUACAGGAAGUCACCUUUAACCCCCAUGGGUGUCCCCCCCCCCCUUUUUAUUGCCCCAUCCCCCACAGCAUGCUGGUGUCCUCAAAUCCCCCCACCCCCCCUCGCCCACCAGCCAAAUCCAGUUUAACAUUUCUAUUUAUUUAUUUGUUAGUGUUAACUUUAUUUCAAAGUAAUUAUUUUGCAUACUAUUCUUAUAACUAAUGAAAUGUCCUUUUUGAGAUGUAGACCGCAUAGAACAUUCCCCCAUUUUCCGUUUUUUUUUUUAUUUUGCAAGAUUUAGACAAAAUGGUACAUGCUGUAUUUUGUUUGUUUAUUUAUCUUAUCUUAUGAAUUACUAUUUUAAGUGUUUGUCCUUCUUUUUCUGAGCAUUGCAAGCAGUUUGUUUUAUAGUUUUGAAAUUUCUUUUGAGUGUGACUCAAAACAAUGGCUGGAAGAACUGGAAAAUAAUUUGUCCUUUAGAUAUGAUUACACCGUUUCUGUUUGGCUCGUUCCUUUGAUGGAUCAUGAGUACUGCUUGUCCUCUCCGCUCUGCGGGCCGUCUCCCAUUUUUUUUCUCACAAAGAUCGGAUGUUGGCCGAUGCUGUCUUCUUGUUUUACUGCGACGUCUCUAUGUAUUUGUAAUGUCUUUAAACUAUCUUUUUGUAUAUGGAUUUGCAAUAAAAGAAAGAAAA
Fundulus heteroclitus (mummichog) is the source of this 3220-nucleotide messenger RNA. It is a transcript of the gene sox9a, whose product is annotated as SRY-box transcription factor 9a. NCBI's taxonomy places the organism in Eukaryota, Metazoa, Chordata, Actinopteri, Cyprinodontiformes, Fundulidae. Gene Ontology annotation, cellular component: nucleus. The transcript has 4 exons. Bases 282 to 1769 code for a protein of 495 amino acids. Gene Ontology annotation, molecular function: RNA polymerase II cis-regulatory region sequence-specific DNA binding; DNA-binding transcription factor activity, RNA polymerase II-specific. Gene Ontology annotation, biological process: heart development; positive regulation of chondrocyte differentiation; negative regulation of transcription by RNA polymerase II. The record is from RefSeq and is a predicted model, not a curated record.